AUGCCAAAUUCAAAAAAUACUCAAGCAUCCUUGAGGAUAAUGAAAGAAAUAAGAGAAUUAAUGAAUAAAGAGACAGAUGAAAUUUUUAAGAUUCAUGUUAACGAGGAUAAUUUAUUUGAUAUACAUUUUACAUUUAUUGGUAAAGAGAAAGAAUACCUUAAUGGAUUGUAUCAUGGUAGAAUGAUACUUCCAAAAGAUUAUCCAAUGCGACCACCAGACUUUUGGAUGAUUUCGGAAAGUGGAAGAUUUCAAACAAAUACAAAAAUAUGUAUGAGUAAUACAUCUUUUCAUCCUGAUCAAUGGUCCCCAAGUUGGGGUAUUAGAACAGCUAUUUUAGGAUUAAUAUCGUUAUUUUAUGAAGAAUCUCAAGGUGCUGUGGGUAGUAUAUCAGCAAAUAAAAAUGUAAGAAAACGAUAUGCAAUGUACUCAUCAAUAUAUGAAUGUAAAAAAUGCAAAUCAUCUUUAUAUAAAUUAUGGUAUGGUAUAGAAAUCGAAGAAGAAAAAAAGAACUAUAUUAAAAACCUAACUUCUAAUGGUGAAACUAAUUCAAAUUCUCAACAAAAAAAUGAUAUUAAAACAGCAAUCCUCGGUGUUUUACAAUAUACCUUUGGAGUUUUGAAUAAAUAA
Messenger RNA from Strongyloides ratti, 627 nucleotides. Its product is annotated as Ubiquitin-conjugating enzyme E2 J1. Bases 1 to 627 code for a protein of 208 amino acids. NCBI's taxonomy places the organism in Eukaryota, Metazoa, Nematoda, Chromadorea, Rhabditida, Strongyloididae. The record is from RefSeq and is a predicted model, not a curated record. The transcript has 4 exons.